Rhipicephalus sanguineus (brown dog tick) is the source of this 1439-nucleotide messenger RNA. Its product is annotated as molybdopterin synthase catalytic subunit. The record is from RefSeq and is a predicted model, not a curated record. Gene Ontology annotation, biological process: Mo-molybdopterin cofactor biosynthetic process. Gene Ontology annotation, cellular component: cytosol. Gene Ontology annotation, molecular function: molybdopterin synthase activity. NCBI's taxonomy places the organism in Eukaryota, Metazoa, Arthropoda, Arachnida, Ixodida, Ixodidae. Bases 181 to 621 code for a protein of 146 amino acids. The transcript has a single exon.
AAAAAACACUGAACAAAGAGGACUAAAUGUACCUUUAUUCCAGCAGCUAAGUUAUCAAGGAAUCAACGGCCCUGUGCAAAUCAUAGCGGACUCAGGUGAAACAGCCUUAAAGAAGACCGCUUUCUCCCCGGCCGUACCCUUUGUGGGACUCAGAGGCCUAUCAAUAUUGAUCGAAGCAAUAUGAACCACGUAGAGCUAUCGCAAGACGCACUGGACGUUGGAGCCGUUCUCGCACAGGUUGGAUCUCAUGACUGCGGCGCCAUAUCGGUCUUCUUGGGAACCACACGCAAUCACUGCGAUGGAAAGACUGUGGACAGGCUGAGUUACGAAGCGUACGCGCCCAUGGCGAAGCGAGAAAUGCUGCGCAUCUGCGAAGGCAUUCGUGAACGUUGGGCCGUGAAGAAUGUCGCCAUCGUCCACCGUCUGGGAGAAGUUCCUUUGGGCGAAUCAAGCGUGCUCAUUGCCGUCUCCUCCGAACACCGCCAGGAGGCGAUGGACGCGUCGAAGUACGCCAUCGAAGAGCUCAAGCGACGUGUGCCGAUUUGGAAGAAGGAGCACUACAAUGACCAUGACGACCAGUGGAAAGCCAACAAGGAAUGCUUCUGGACCGAAAAACGCUGAACGUUUGCACUUUUGAAGCAAGGACGCUGAGGUUUUUCGAGCUGUUGUUUUACGUGUUGAGUGGGCUUCAUAAAGUCGCGGCUGUCUCAUUGCGCCGUGCCUUAGAGAGCCCGUCCAGCGUUCCUGAAGAAGGACCGACGGUUCAGCUAUAGUUUGCCUUUUCUACAGGCUAUUCAGCCUAGCUGGCUAGCGGUGGUCUUGUCUGUUUUCCGUUCGUAGCUCUUGCAGCAGUAAUUUACGCCAUAUUCCGGCUAAAGUUGCAGGAUUCCUACUCGGUUAUGUCUGUUCUUAAUUGAGUAGUGUUCCUGAGUAGCCUUAGCGUUCAUUAUACAGUGCUCUUGAAACGUGGUUUUAACAGACUUUAGUGUUAAAGGGCGUUCCUCUUGUUCCUGGUAAGCUGUUUCCACGGUACCAUAUCGGAUGCGUAAUGCAAGGUACGAUUCUUAGUGUUGAACUCCUCGUUAUUCUCUUGUUGUGCCCUUUCGAUAUUAUAUUUGGUGAAUGUAUCCUUUGCAGUGUUUUGUAGGUAUCAUGUUAUUUUGUUUAGGGUGCAGGGAUAUGAUUAAUUGAAUGCUGGUUCUUGGAUGUUCGCGGACGCUGGGGUUUCCUUCCUUUUGUCUUCGGAAAAGUGCACGGAAGAGGGAAACACACUCUGUUUCGGACUGAGGUGUCUCUGUGUGUUUGACGAAUAUUACUGCAUGCAGAUUCAUUUCACAUUUUUUGCUGGUGUUGGGAACAUGCGAUGCCUAUUAUUUUAAAAUACUAUUGAGUACGCAAUGUAAUGCUGCCCAGAACGUCAAUAAAAAAUGCUCUGAUGA